Molecule: messenger RNA, 828 nt
Organism: Archocentrus centrarchus (flier cichlid)
Lineage: Eukaryota; Metazoa; Chordata; Actinopteri; Cichliformes; Cichlidae
Product: beta-2 adrenergic receptor
Exons: 7
Coding region: 1-828 (275 amino acids)
Biological process (GO): G protein-coupled receptor signaling pathway
Cellular component (GO): membrane
Molecular function (GO): G protein-coupled receptor activity
Source: RefSeq, a predicted model, not a curated record
AUGGCAAUGGGAGUUUUGGGAAACAGUCUUGUUUUGGUUAUCAAGGUUCUGUGCCGGGGAAAGUUCUGCUGUCAUUACUGGCUUCCUUUCAUCAAUCUCACCCUGUCAGAUUUAGGCUCUGCCCUCCUCAUCAUCUCUGCCUCCAUACUGGCCAUACUCACAGGAGGUCAGAAGUCACCAUGGUGUGAGGUUGUCACCCUGCUGAAGUUUGCCUUUAUCACCUCAUCUAUAGGGAGCAUAGCUGUCCUGUGUGUGCAGAGAUUGAUUGGCAGGACUUCCACAAAAGGUGCCAUCUUCGUUGUCAUGGUGACAGCAUGUUUGGCUUCUUGGGUUACAGGGGUGGUGUUUGGGAGCAUCCCUAUUGUGUAUGCCUGGAUCAGGUAUGAUCCUGCUGAGAUACUCUGUGCUCUGUUCUGGACGAGUAGUUACUCAGACAUGCUGGUCUACAUUCUCUGUGCUCUCUCCAUUUGCAUCUUCCUCCCCUUUCUUCUCAUCUUUGGCUGCUCUCUACUGAGCGCUACUGGCUGCCACUUUGGUAACAGCAGUGAAGAAGAUCUGUCUGAGGUGACUCCUCUGUUGGUGGCCUGCUAUAUUAUUUGCUACACUCCCUUCUUUGUGUCUGAGCUGAUCCUGCUGGCUCGGAUGGACCUGCCACCAGAUUUUCUAAGGACAUUGUCCUCACUGAUGUCAUACCUGAACUGUGGUUUGAAUCCUCUUAUCUACUGCUCCCAUCAGGAGUUUCGUGAGGCAGGACUGGCUCUGCUGUGGACCAAAAGAAAGCCAACGUCAGUGCCUGUUCUUACUGCUAUCACUAAAUACAAGCUGUAA